Molecule: messenger RNA, 1005 nt
Organism: Pichia kudriavzevii
Lineage: Eukaryota; Fungi; Ascomycota; Pichiomycetes; Pichiales; Pichiaceae
Exons: 1
Coding region: 1-1005 (334 amino acids)
Biological process (GO): endoplasmic reticulum to Golgi vesicle-mediated transport
Cellular component (GO): membrane; trans-Golgi network
Source: RefSeq, a predicted model, not a curated record
AUGAGCUACAACAAGCUAGAGACAACAGAUAAUGUUGAUUUUGGCUCUAGCCCUACCGAUGUUCAUGGCGAUGAUUACGAAGACAUUUUCAUUGAGCCAGAUGUUCCAACCAACUCAAACAAACCUAACGAACCAAAAUUAACACCCGUUGAACCAGCGCCAAUUAACGAACCACAGAGUGGGUCGACACCUUUUUUCAACUUCUCUAACUUUAUCCAACCACAACUACCUUCCUUUGUACAAAUUGAAACUCGAGAAAGACCCUUUACCGGGGGUAAUACUUUAGAUGAGUCAGUAUUAACCACUUUACAUAGAGAUCUCUCUACCAUUGGUGAUAAAUUGAUGAGCGUGUUAUGGCCGGUGCGUUUAAGAAAUGCCUUGCUAUCAGUUAAAAAGAUUGUUGGUAAUGACGUUGAAGACGCUAUUGUAUCGGAAGAUUAUUCGACGGAGACGAUGAAGAAAAUCAGGGACUGGGAUCUAUGGGGGCCUUUAGUUAUCAAUCUAGCAUUUAGUGUGAUUAUAACAUAUUUACAGAGUCGUAAUUUAGACAAUGAUCGGAAAAAUGAUACUUCAAGUGCUAUAUUUAGUGGUGCCUUUACCCUAAUUUGGGGGUCUCUCUCAAUUCUAUCUCUGAAUAUACAAUUACUUAGUCCUGUUCAGCAAAGAUUGGAGAAUGGUGCAAUGACUGAUGGCGUUGUCGGUCUCUCCUUCUUCCAGUGUAUUUCUUUAUUGAGUUACGCUUUAUUCCCCGUUGUUCUAGGUGGGCUAAUCUCCAUUUUUGUUCCAUUCAAAUUUAUUCGAAUGAUUGUCUGUGCUUUAAUGCUUGCAUGGUCGUUAUUGUGUACUUGGUUGAUUGUUGCCAUUGUCAGCAACUGCAAGAAGAGAGGAAGCUUGACUAUAGUUGCUGAAUCUGAUGAUAGUGAAGGUGACAAGAGGAUCUUCUUGAUGGUAUAUCCUGUCUUUUUGGUAUUUGCAUUAUUUUCUUGGUUUUGUGUAAUUGUUUGA